GGGCCCAAGCGGCCGGCCGACUCACACUAAUCAAGUGACUUUUCCUGGAGCAGCCGACAUGGCGAUGUGGCUGCUGAAAUCGUGUAUCCUGUUCCUGGCAGUGGCCAGUUCACAGGCUCGUCUGAUCCCUCCAUUGUCCUUGGAUAUAGAGGAUGUCCAGCUAGAGACGAAAGGCACCUAUUCGCUGAUUAGUCCUCGGGCGGACGACAACAGCGAGGGAAACUAUCGACUUCCAAACAACACAGCCCCAGAAGCCUACCGGGUUGAACUCUGGACAAACGUGCAUAAUGGAACUAGGGAAUUCAACGGAAGUGUCCAGAUUGAUAUUCAGGUUCUGGAGCCUACCACGGAGAUCAAGCUGCACUUCCUGCAGACAUCCGACCACGUGGCCACUAUCAUCAGUCGGGAUCAGACCGAUCCCACUGCGAUCCCACUGACGGUCGCCAACGAGACCCUGCGCCAGUUCCUGAUCCUUACGCGCCCGGAUUCCACGGAACCCUUUGAGGCCAAUACUAACUGGACACUAAGCAUUACUUACAACGGCACGCUGCGAUCGGAUAUGGGUGGCUUCUAUAUAUCCAGCUACACUGGAGUGGACAACCAAGUUCACUACCUAGCCACCACCCAGUUCGAGAGCACCAAUGCCCGGCACGCGUUUCCCUGCUACGACGAACCCGCCAGGAGGGCCAACUUCACCAUCACGCUGCACCACGACCCCUCCUUCACGGCCAUUAGCAACAUGCCCGUAAAUGAGGCUGCUACCAGCUCUGGAGUAACCUCCUUCAACACAAGUCCCAAGAUGUCCACCUACCUCGUGGCCUUCAUCAUCACCGAUUUCGAUUCCACCGGAGGUGAACUUAAUAAUCUUCCGCAGCGCGUCUUCUCGCAGAAGGGCAAGCAGGAUCAGCAGGAGUGGGCCCUAUGGUCGGGAUUAGUUGUGGAGUCAAGCCUGGCUAGCUACUUCGGAGUGCCCUUCCCUCUGCCUAAGCUGGACCAGGCUGGCAUUCCGGAUUUCUCCGCCGGAGCGAUGGAGAACUGGGGCCUGGCCACCUACCGGGAACAGUACAUGUGGUGGACCAAGGAGAACUCAACGAUCAACUUGAAAACUAACAUUGCGAACAUCAUUGGUCACGAGUACGCCCACAUGUGGUUCGGAGACCUCGUUUCCAUCCAAUGGUGGACCUAUCUCUGGCUGAAGGAAGGCUUUGCCACCCUCUUCUCCUACGAGUCCAACGACAUUGCCUUCCCCGAGUGGGACACAUACCAGAUCUACCAUGUCAACGACUACAAUAGCGCUCUUUUAAACGAUGCCUCCACCUCUGCAGUUCCCAUGACCCACUACGUACAGACUCCCACCGAAAUCUCCGGGCGAUACAAUACCUUCUCCUACGCCAAGCCUUCGGCUGUGCUGUAUAUGUUCAAGAAUGCCUGGACUGAUCGGGUCUUCCGAGCGGGGUUGAACAAGUAUCUUACCAAGAACCAGUACACAUCCUGCGACGAGUGGGACCUAUUCGCCGCUCUCCAGGAGUCGGCCGACGAACACGGUCUGUCCUUGCCCACCUCGGUGGACAACAUAUUCAGCAGCUGGUCCCAGAAGGCUGGCUAUCCCCUGCUGACCGUGACUCGAAACUAUGCGACUGGAACCUUUACCGUAAAGCAACAGAGGUAUCUCGCUGUAGACGACUCCAACCAGAUCACCUGGUACGUGCCCAUCAACUUUGCCACCGCCUCCAAUCCAGAUUACAGGAACACGAGCGCCUCGCACUACCUCCUCAAUACGACGGAGGUCGAGAUCUCGGACGUAGCAAUCGCUAGUGAGGACUGGAUCAUUUUCAAUCUGAAGAACGCCUUCUACUAUCGCACCCUGUACGAUCUGGAUAACUAUGACCGCAUUGUCGAUGGCCUUAACAAUAAUCACCACAAGAUUCACGUUCGAAACCGGGCUCAGUUAUUGUACGAUGCAUACAUCUUCGUGACCACCGGUCGCCUGAGCCACAGCGUCCUGCUAAGAUUGCUCACUUACCUGAAGUACGAGGAACAGUACGCUCCCUGGUCCAAUGCCAACACCAUUCUGACAGUCUUCAAUCGCUAUUUGCGAGGCGAUGAAUCCUAUGGCAAUUUCCAGACUUUCGUGCAAGAACUGAUCGAUCCCGUUUUUGAAAAGCUAGGUGUGAACGAGAUCCCCGGGGAACACUAUCUGAACAACUACUUGCGCAUUGUCCUUGUUAGCUUAGCAUGCCAGGUGGGCAGCGUCGAAUGCCAUACGGCGUCAGCCAGGAAGCUCUCCGAGUUCUUGUUCGACGGAAUCGUUAUUGAACCCACCUUGAGGACCCAAGCCUACUGUGCCGGUCUGCGGAAUCCCACCGAUGUGGUGUACGAAAGGGUCAUUUCAGACCUGCUUGCCACCACGGAUGCCACUGACCGCAGCCUGUUCAUCUCCUCACUGGGUUGUUCUCUUCAAGCCUCACAACUGGGUAAUUUCUUGAACCUAUCCUUGGAUACCAGCAAUGGACUGAGCUACUCGCAGCGCACUUCCCUGUUGAACGCAGCUUAUUCCCAGAGCGAGGAUGGUGUCACCGCCAGUCUGGAGUUCCUUGAGUCCAACUGGGAGGCCUACGCGCAGCUAUCUUCAGAUAGCGCAAAGCCCCUGGAUUUGGCUCUGCGUGGCAUUGCCACUUACGUGGUCAGCGAAAAGCAGAAGACCAGGCUUAAUGCCUUGGUUGAAGAAGUUCAGUCUAAGGAAAACGGUUAUCUGCAGGACGAUUUGUCCUCCACCGUCAACUCUAGGAUUCAGUCGAACUUCGAUUGGCUGGACACCAACCGCGACCCUGUGAUCUCCUGGGUUAACAGCCACAUUUCGGGGAGUGGCAGUUCGGGUCUGACGGUGUCUCUCGCCACUGUUUUGAUCAGUGCGAUGGCUUUGCUGCUUUCAAAGCUGUAUUAGAUUAAGUAAUUGUUAAUAUUUCUGAUAAAAAAAAAUCAAUAGCUAAACGAUUUAUGACUUAAAUAUAACUUCCUUACACCAAG
Messenger RNA from Drosophila ananassae, 3027 nucleotides. Its product is annotated as aminopeptidase N. Gene Ontology annotation, molecular function: zinc ion binding; peptide binding; metalloaminopeptidase activity. Gene Ontology annotation, cellular component: cytoplasm. The transcript is spliced from 5 exons. The coding region runs from base 59 to 2944 and encodes 961 amino acids. Gene Ontology annotation, biological process: peptide catabolic process; proteolysis. The record is from RefSeq and is a predicted model, not a curated record. Lineage: Eukaryota; Metazoa; Arthropoda; Insecta; Diptera; Drosophilidae.